Molecule: messenger RNA, 537 nt
Organism: Staurois parvus
Lineage: Eukaryota; Metazoa; Chordata; Amphibia; Anura; Ranidae
Source: the annotation of a GenBank genome assembly
AUGAAGAAUGAUGAGGAUAACCCUUGUGAGCUCCAUCCAGAACACACUCCUUUUAGAGGAAUCCAGCACCUCUAUAAUCCAUGUCUCCUCCUUCCUUUUCAGCGCCCAUGCAGUGGGUCCGGAUCUGCUGUGACAUCUCAGUACCCGGGUAUUGUAGAGUCACAUGAUGAAUAUCGCUUCGUAGAGCGUCUCAUCCCAUCUGUUCAAGUGCCCGACCCACCAAAGCACACAGGAGUGACCCCAUCUGGGUGGAUCCCCCCUAAAGAUGAACCUCCCAAUCUCCCUUAUUUUGUGAGACGAUCUCGAAUGCACAACGUUCCAGUGUACAAAGACAUCACUCAUGGAAAUCGUCAUAUGACCGUUAUCCGCAAGAUUGAAGGUGACAUAUGGGUUCUUGAAACUGAAGUACGAGACUUUUUGACCCAGCUAACAGGAAGGACACCAGCAAUACAAGUUAAUGAGAUCGCUAGGAGCAUCAAAGUCAAAGGAUAUUUUGAUAAAGAACUACAGACUUGGCUUGCUGAGAAGGGCUUUUAA